AUGGACCGAAGUGCCACCAGCGGAAACAAUGGCUCUGGCCGUGCCACUAAUGGCACACAUUCUGAUUUACCGGACCUGGCUACAUACCAAGCCCAAUGGGCCAAAAUCCAUGAUGAUACUGUGCGCCAAAUCAACGAAGCUUUAGGGCAGAUGCAGACCAGAUUGUUGGCAAAUGACUGGACAGUUUGGCCUGCGAGCUCAGCUGCGUCGCGUUCGGCGCGUGGACUAUUCCCGGUUUGGGCUGCUAGCUGGGGUUUCGGGGAGAGGUGGAUUUUGGCGACUGUCGCGGUUAAGUUUGUCGGGGAUAGCUCGCAGCUCUUCAGGUUUUCGUUCAUGUGCGGUAAUGGCACAUGCUUGAUUACUGGGUCAGAGAAGGCUAUUGCUCUCGUGGCUCAGGUCGAGGAAGAGGGACAAUGUACAGCUGUUUAUGCGCUCGAAGAACCAAGGGAUGUGCUUCCAAUCCUGUCAGAGCUGAAUCUGAUACUUGGCUAUGCUCGUUGUCGUCGUUGGGGCUAG
This is a messenger RNA of Aspergillus piperis CBS 112811, 516 nucleotides long. RefSeq lists its product as uncharacterized. The transcript is spliced from 3 exons. Lineage: Eukaryota; Fungi; Ascomycota; Eurotiomycetes; Eurotiales; Aspergillaceae. The record is from RefSeq and is a predicted model, not a curated record. Bases 1 to 516 code for a protein of 171 amino acids.